ACUGUGGACAUCCAUAAAGAAAAGGUCGCUCGCAGAGAGAUAGGCAUUUUGACGACCAAUAAGAACACAUCGAGAACUCACAAAAUUAUAGCGCCAGCGAACAUGGAACGUCCUGUAAGGUAUAUUCGAAAACCUAUAGACUACACGGUGCUGGAUGAUGUUGGCCAUGGCGUAAAGUGGCUAAAAGCCAAGCAUGGAAAUAACCAGCCUGCAAGAACUGGCACCUUGUCAAGAACAAAUCCGCCUACACAAAAACCACCAAGUCCUCCCAUGUCAGGCCGGGGAACUCUGGGACGAAAUACUCCUUACAAAACCCUGGAGCCAGUCAAACCGCCAACAGUCCCCAAUGAUUACAUGACCAGUCCUGCCAGACUGGGCAGUCAGCACAGUCCAGGAAGGACGGCUUCCUUGAACCAGAGACCAAGAACUCACAGCGGUAGUAGUGGAGGAAGUGGCAGUCGAGAGAAUAGUGGAAGCAGCAGUAUUGGCAUUCCCAUUGCCGUGCCUACACCUUCACCGCCAACCAUCGGACCAGCACACAUUUCUGUUCCUCCUCCUCCUGGAGCCCCGCCAGCACCACCACUGCCACCACCUCUCCCGAUGGGCAGUCUGAUAGCUGCUCCGGGUUCAGCUCCUGGUUCCCAGUAUGGCACAAUGACCAGGCAAAUCUCGCGACACAACUCUACCACUUCUUCAGCAUCUUCUGGUGGAUACAGACGGAAUCCUUCUGUGACUGCCCCAUUUUCUGCUCAACCUCAUGUUAAUGGCGGGCCUCUUUAUUCUCAAAAUUCAAUUUCUAUUGCUCCACCCCCUCCCCCUAUGCCUCAGUUGACUCCACAGAUACCUCUCACAGGCUUCGUGGCCAGGGUGCAGGAAAACAUUGCUGAUAGCCCGACUCCUCCCCCACCACCGCCUCCUGAUGAGAUGCCGAUGUUUGAUGACUCUCCUCCUCCUCCGCCUCCACCCCCCGUGGAUUAUGAGGAUGAGGAGGCUGCUGUUGUGCAGUACAGUGAUCCCUAUGCAGAUGGAGAUCCUGCUUGGGCACCUAAAAACUAUAUAGAGAAAGUUGUUGCUAUAUAUGACUAUACAAAGGACAAAGACGAUGAGCUGUCGUUUAUGGAGGGUGCAAUCAUUUAUGUGAUAAAGAAGAAUGAUGACGGCUGGUAUGAAGGAGUUUGCAAUCGAGUAACUGGCUUGUUUCCUGGGAAUUAUGUUGAAUCAAUCAUGCACUAUGCCGAUUAAAAUCCUUUGCUUUUCAAAGUUGGGUCUUGUAUUCAGUCAUACCAUGAUUGUUCACAAGGGGUAACUGAAAGCUAACAGAAAUGUCUUAAUAUACUUAAAAAAAAAUGCGCCCAUUUCUUCAGGCCAUACUGUUUUAAUGGUAUGAUUGAAUGUCCAUCUCUCUAAGUCUCUGGAGGCAGUAUGUCUCACCUGAUGGCAAUUUGUAAAACAAGCAACUGUCUAUAACUGGUUAUACUUAUUUACUUAUGCAUUGUUAAUUUUAUGACCAGCCUAAAUAUUCUGGGGAAGUAGGGUAUAAUAUUUAAUGAACCAUGAUCAGAUUGUGCCAUUACAUUUUUCAGUACAGCAUGGUAACUAACACUACGUUAGACUAACAUAUUAAAAUCUGGAUGAGAAGUUUAAUGUUAGUGCUGGUCAUAUUACUUUUUGUUUAGACUCUUUGCUCAUUCUUGAACUAUAUUUGUUUAAAGCAUGCAUACAAACUUAUGUAUUGAAAUAUACUUUUUUAAAAAUCCAAGAUGCUUCCAAUUGUUGUAAUCUUUACCUGGAGUAUUCUCACUAAAGUCUAUUACAAUGAGUUGUUUGGGUCUAAGGUGUCCAUGUGAAUCAAAAAAUGGGUGGUCUUAUGUAUGUGUAAUUUGUACCCAAGUUUUUUUAAUGAGUAAAUUUACAUUAUGACUUUUUCCAUUCAUAAAUAUAUAAGUGAACCAAA
Molecule: messenger RNA, 1954 nt
Organism: Pelecanus crispus (Dalmatian pelican)
Lineage: Eukaryota; Metazoa; Chordata; Aves; Pelecaniformes; Pelecanidae
Source: RefSeq, a predicted model, not a curated record